AUGGCGAAGCAGUUCAAGGUCCUGCUUCCUCCUUCCUUCCACAAGCUGCGCAUCACCGACGAGCUCGCCGGGUGCUUCGACACCGGCGAAGGCGAAGGGGCGCCAGAGCCGACGGCCCUCGUGGUCAGCCCGUUCGGCAAGGUGUGGCGCGUGGAGGUGGGCCGGGACGGCGACGGUGCGUUCCUGGGGCGCGGGUGGGCGGAGUUCUUGGCUGCACACGGCGUUGAGCUCGGUUGGUUCGUCGUGCUCCGGCACGAGGGCGGCGGCGCGCUUACCGUCAAGGUGUUCGACACCAGCUUGUGCAUUAAGGAGUUCAGCGCUGCUGCUGCAGUUAUGACAUCCAGAAGCAGCAAAGGUGUUAUCUGUAAGCCACAGUUCAUCAGGAUUUUUCAUCCGCAUCUCUCGGAAAAGAUGAUAUUGCCUGCUAGGUUUGUGAAAGAUUACAUCAGAGACGAGUGCCUAAACAGCCAGACGGCCAUCAUUCUCAGCCCCAUUGGCAAAUUUUGGCACAUUGAGCUUAAGAACGAUCAAUCAGGCAUCUUCUUCACAGGUGGCUGGUCACAGUUUCUGGAGUUCCAUGGAAUAUGUAAUGGUGACGUUUUGCUCUUUAGAUAUGAAGGGAACAUGGUUUUCAAAUUCAAAGCAUUUGGACUUAGUGGACGCCAGAAAGAUUUCAGGGACCAGAACGCUGGGAUUCAACCAAAUGCGGAAAAACGACAGGAAACACCACCUCCCAUCAGGAAACGUAAAAGCAAUGAUGAGAGGUCAAGCAGUGAAGAAAACAAGAGGCCAAAAAGUUCAGUGACUUACCCAUCACUGAAAGAACCCUAUCAGAUUGGGACAUCAUCUUGGAUAAGGAAAAAGAUCAACACCUAUGCGCUUGAGUCCCAUCUUUUGGAGAAGAUAAUCCAGCCGGCUUGGGGGAAGAAGCCAGGCUGGAGCAUCAGCCUCCCACCUUGGUCAGGCUCCAGAGACGUCCCGCAGCCUAGGAUGCCGAGCGAGUCGGCGCUGAACGUUGGCAGCACCAACGGGCACCUUGCCAUUGCGACGACGGGGGAUGAGCGUGCCAGGUGGUGGAGGCCAUGGCACCUGAGGCGCCGCUGCGGCAACUUGCAAGUGGCGGCCUUGAAGCCCAGGCGCGCCGCGGCUGCUCUGCCUCCGGAAGACGACGCUGCUUCCAGCGAAGAUGAGGGCUACGCCUCUGCAGAUGGCGGCGCCCCCCACCUUCACGCUGCUCUGCUCCAACACGAGGCUACCGCGCUCCUCAAUCUGCACGCCCAGGCGGUGGCUUUGCAGAACAUCCGCAACCUCGUGCCGCUCCUCCUCGAUGUCGCCUCGACCUUCUACGCUCGCUGGCGCGAGGCGUUUCUACUCGCCGUCGGCCGCUACUCUCUGGAGAGCCAUGUCCUCUCCGGCGUACAGCUGGCGUCCACCUCCUACUUCGACUACAGCCAGGGCAGCCAUGGCACUGCCGCCUCCCGUUCGCCUGGUACGUUGUCCAAGAAGUUCUGCAAUUUGAUUGGGUUCCGGAUUACUUGCACAAUCACCCUUAAGACAGAAAUAGACAGCACCAGAUCAUGGCAGGUGCGUGGUGCUGCAUACGAGGGCUCUUGCUAUAUUAUUGGAGAGGGCUGGAAGAGCUUCUGUCAGGAUAACAGGCUCAAGACAGGCGACCUGUGCACCUUUAACAUCAUCAAAACCACACUGUGGCAUGUCACUAUCACACACUCAACAUUACCAGAUACUUUUAAGCAAAAGAAGUCACCUUGUUCAUCCAGUAGGGACCACAAGGCCAACGAGGGUAGUUCAAGUAGUGAAGGAACAAAGAGGCCAAAAUCCUCCAUGACAUCUUUGAGCAAGUCUUUGGCACAGGCCUUCUGCAAUCAGAUUGGGUUGCAGGAACGCUGCACGAUCACGCUCAAGACCUCAGUCAACAGCAAAUCUUGGCAGGUUCGUGGUCAAAGCUGGCAAAAGGAUAGUAGUUGUGUUUUUCGGUUGGGAUGGAAAAAGUUCUGCAGGGAGAACAAUGUGAAGGUAGGUGACGUCUGCACCUUCAAUGUCAUCAAAACCACGCUGUGGCAUGUCGAUAUCACACGUCGCUAA
Miscanthus lutarioriparius is the source of this 2103-nucleotide messenger RNA. Lineage: Eukaryota; Viridiplantae; Streptophyta; Magnoliopsida; Poales; Poaceae. The record is from the annotation of a GenBank genome assembly.